UCAGCGGCGCCUUGGGAGGAUAUCCGUUCACGCAGUUGUGUCACUGCAGUGCCCGCUGCACGCCCAUGGAGGAACCUGUGUGCGUGUUCUGUCUUCUUUGAGCUCUUCAGCCCACGCUGUCUGAACUCACCUGGGCUCCUGGCAGACAGUUUGCUUGUUUUCCCAACUACUCUCCCCGAUCCUGUUGCGUUCCCUCUCUCACAGAGCCCAAAAAGGAUGUGAACUUUGGAAUGGGGUCUAUGAGCAGGCUGCGGACUCAGUGCAUGUGCGAGACUGUUGCUGAAUAACAGGAGGACUGGUUAACCGCUGUGGGCAGCCUUUCCGUCUGGCUGCAGGGCACCAGCCUUGCCUGGGCCCUUCACCAUGUUCCUCCUGCUCCCCUUUGACAGCCUGGUUGUUAAUCUCUUGGGGAUUUCCAUAACUGUCCUCUUCACUCUGCUUCUGGUUUUCAUCAUUGUGCCAGCAAUUUUUGGAGUCUCCUUUGGCAUCCGCAAGGUUUACAUGAAGACAUUAUUAAAGAUUUUUCAGUGGGCGACACUGAGGAUAGAGCGUGGUGCCAAGGAGAAGAACCAUCCGUUAUACAAGCCCUAUGUCAAUGGUAUCAUUGCGAAGGAGCCAACAUCACUGGAAGAGGAGAUCAAGCAGAUCCGCCGGAGUGGCAGCGGCAAAGCCCUGGACACCCCUGAGUUUGAGCUCUCAGAUAUCUUCUAUUUCUGCCGCAAAGGCAUCGAGACCAUCAUGGAUGAUGAAGUGACCAAGAGGUUCUCUGCUGAAGAGCUGGAGUCCUGGAACCUACUCAGCAGGACCAACUACAACUUCCAGUAUAUCAGCCUGCGCCUCACUGUCCUCUGGGGACUGGGUGUGCUCAUCCGCUAUUGCUUCCUUCUGCCCCUCAGGAUAGCUCUGGCGUUUACUGGCAUCAGCUUGUUGGUGACUGGUACUACAGUGGUGGGAUAUUUGCCAAAUGGAAGGUGUAAGGAGUUCCUGAGCAAGCAUGUCCACCUGAUGUGUUACCGGAUCUGUGUGCGUGCCCUGACGGCCAUCAUCACCUACCAUGACCGAGAAAACAGACCCCGAAAUGGAGGCAUCUGCGUGGCCAAUCACACAUCUCCCAUUGAUGUGAUCAUCCUGGCCAGUGAUGGCUACUACGCGAUGGUGGGUCAGAUCCAUGGAGGCCUCAUGGGUGUGAUACAGAGAGCCAUGGUGAAAGCUUGCCCCCACGUCUGGUUUGAACGCUCUGAGGUCAAAGAUCGUCACCUCGUCGCCAAAAGGCUCACAGAACAUGUCCAGGACAAGAGCAAACUGCCUAUUCUUAUCUUCCCGGAAGGAACCUGCAUCAACAACACGUCUGUGAUGAUGUUCAAAAAGGGGAGCUUUGAAAUUGGAGCCACGGUUUACCCUGUAGCCAUCAAGUAUGACCCACAGUUUGGAGAUGCCUUUUGGAACAGCAGCAAGUAUGGCAUGGUAACCUACCUCCUUAGGAUGAUGACCAGUUGGGCCAUUGUCUGCAGUGUCUGGUACUUGCCUCCAAUGACCAGGCAGGCUGAAGAGGAUGCUGUCCAGUUUGCCAAUCGAGUGAAGUCAGCCAUUGCCAGGCAAGGGGGCCUCGUGGAUCUGCUCUGGGAUGGAGGACUGAAGAGAGAGAAGGUGAAAGACACAUUCAAGGAGGAGCAACAGAAACUCUACAGCAAAAUGAUUGUAGGCAACCAUGAAGACCGGAGCCGCUCCUGAGCCCUCUGCCUCCAGCACUGUUACUGGGCCUGGCCAGAGCCCUCUGCCUCCAGCACGAGCUGGGGCUUGUCUGGAGCAGCACCGAAUCUUUGGACUUUGGCUACUCCAGAGCUGCUUGGACUUGCUCCUUCAUCCUCUGGCCAUUGUUACCCGGAGGCACUGUUACUGCCUAGAGUCUUCAGGCCCUGAGCAGCCCUUGGCAAAGAUGCCUUCUUGUUACUGUUACAGUGAAGCCCCUUGGAGGGGCAAUAUUAAAUGAAACACUUAUGGUGUC
Messenger RNA from Charadrius vociferus (killdeer), 2005 nucleotides. It is a transcript of the gene GPAT4, whose product is annotated as 1-acylglycerol-3-phosphate O-acyltransferase 6. NCBI's taxonomy places the organism in Eukaryota, Metazoa, Chordata, Aves, Charadriiformes, Charadriidae. Gene Ontology annotation, biological process: triglyceride biosynthetic process. The transcript has 12 exons. The record is from RefSeq and is a predicted model, not a curated record. Gene Ontology annotation, molecular function: glycerol-3-phosphate O-acyltransferase activity. Gene Ontology annotation, cellular component: endoplasmic reticulum. Bases 364 to 1731 code for a protein of 455 amino acids.